Anastrepha ludens (Mexican fruit fly) is the source of this 6870-nucleotide messenger RNA. RefSeq names its product trichohyalin-like. The transcript has a single exon. The record is from RefSeq and is a predicted model, not a curated record. The coding region runs from base 47 to 5821 and encodes 1924 amino acids. Lineage: Eukaryota; Metazoa; Arthropoda; Insecta; Diptera; Tephritidae.
UAUACCAAAAGAAGAAACAUCAGACGUACAUGAAUCAGAAAACCAGAUGGAAAAAGAAACAUUAACCGUACCGGAGCAUGAAAAAGAGACAGAAGCAAUAACAAAAAAAGAAAAACAAGAAAAAUUAACUGUACAAGAAUCAGAAACCCAUAUAAAAGGAAUAACAAAAAAUGAGGAAGAAGAACCACCAACUGUACAGGAAUCAGAAAAAGGAAUAACAGAAACAGCAGAACAAGAACAAUCAACUGCUCCGGACUCUGCAAAUCACAUAGAAGGAAUAAUAAGAAAUGAGGAAGAAGAACCUGCGACUGUACAGGCAUCAGAAAAAGAGAUAGAAGAGGAAGCAUCAGCAGUACCGAACUUGCAAGAAGAUACAGGAGGAAUGACUAAAAAAGAAGAGGAAACAUCAACAGUACAGGAACCAGAAAACCACAUGGAAGGCACAGCAAGAAAUGAAGAAGAGGAACCACCAACUGUAGAGGGACCGGAAAAACAGAUAGAAGAAGAAGCAUCACACGUACCGAAAUCAGUAAAAGAGAGAGGAGGUAUAACAAAAACAGCAGAACAAGCACAAUCAAAUGUUUGGGAAUCAGCAAGCCACAUAGAAGGAAUUACAAGAAGUGAAAAAGAGGAAACAUCAACAGUACAGGAACUGGAAAAGCACGUAGAAGGACUAAAAAUAAAUCAAAAAGAAGAACCAUCAAUUGUACAAGAAUCAGAAAAAGAAACAAAAGGAAUAACAGAAACAGCAGAACAAGAACAAUCAACUGCUGCGGACACAGCAAAUCACAUAGAAGGAAUAACAAGAAAUGAAGAAGGAGAAUCACCAACUGUACAGGAACUAGAAAAUCACACAGAAGGCAUAACAAGAAUUGAACAAGAGGAACCACUAACUUUACAGGAACCAGAAAAACAGAUAGAAGAAGAGGCAUCAACAGUACCGAACUCGGAAGGAGAUACAGAAGGAAUAACAAAAAAAGAAGAAGGGGAAACAUCAACAGUAAAGGAACCAGAAAAUCACGUGGAAGGCACAACAAGAAAUGAGGAUGAGGAACCACUAACUGUACAGGAACCAGAAAAACAGAUAGAAGAAGAGGCAUCAACAGUACCGAACUCGGAGGAUGCUACAGAAGGAAUAACAGAAAAAGGAAAAGAGGCAACAUCAACUGGACGGGAACCAGAAAACCACAUGGAAGGCACAACAAAAAAUGAAGAAGAGGAACCAGCAACUGUACUGGAACCGGAAAAACAGAUGGAAGAAGAGGCAUCAACAGUACCGAACUCGGAUGAAGGUACAGAAGAAAUAACAAAAACAGGAAAAGAGGCAACAUCAACUGGACGGGAACCAGAAAACCACAUGGAAGGCACAAGAAGAAAUGAAGAAGAGGAACCAACAACUGUACAGGAACCGGAAAAACAGAUGGAAGAAGAGGCAUCAACAGUACCGAACUCGGACGAAGAUACAGAAGGAAUAACAAAAACAGGAAAAGAGGCAACAUCAACUGUACAGGAACCGGAAAAACAGAUGGAAGAAGAGGCAUCAACAGUACCGAACUCGGACGAAGAUACAGAAGGAGUAACAAAACCAGGAAAAGAGGCAACAUCAACUAUACAGGAACCACAAAACCACAUGGCAGGCACAACAAGAAAUGAAGAAGAGGAACCGCCAACUGUACAGGAACCGGAAAAACAGAUGGAAGAAGAGGCAUCAACAGUACCGAACUCAGACGAAGAUACAGAAGGAAUAACAAAAACAGGAAAAGAGGCAACACCAACUGUACAGGAACCGGAAAAACAGAUGGAACAAGAGGCAUCAACAGUACCGAACUCGGAGGAAGAUACAGAAGGAAUAACAACAACAGGAAAAGAGGCAACAUCAACUGGACGGGAACCAGAAAACCACAUGGAAGGCACAACAAGAAAUGAAGAAGAGGAACCACCAACUGUACAAGAACCGGAAAAACAGAUGGAAGAAGAGGCAUCAACAGUACCGAACUCGGACGAAGAUACAGAAGGAAUAACAAAAACAGGAAAAGAGGCAACAUCUACUGGACAGGAACCAGAAAACCACGUGGAAGGCACAACAAAAAAUGAAGAAGAGGAACCACCAACUGUACAGGAACCGGAAAAACAGAUGGAAGAAGAGGCAUCAACAGUACCGAACUCGGACGAAGAUACAGAAGGAAUAACAAAAGCAGGAAAAGAGGCAACAUCAACUGGACAGGAGCCAGAAAAACAGAUGGAAGAAGAGGCAUCAACAGUACCGAACUCAGACGAAGAUACAGAAGGAAUAACAAAAACAGGAAAAGAGGCAACAUCAACUGUAGAGGAACCGGAAAGACAGAUAGAAGAAGAGGCAUCAACAGUACCGAACUCGGACGAAGAUACAGAAGGAAUAACAAAAACAGGAAAAGAGGCAACAUCAGCUGGACAGGAACCAGAAAACCACAUGGAAGGCACAUCAAGAAAUGAAGAAGAGGAACCACCAACUGUACAGGAACCGGAAAAACAGAUGGAAGAAGAGGCAUCAACAGUACCGAACUCGGACGAAGAUACAGAACGAAUAACAAAAACAGGAAAAGAGGCAACAUCAGCUGGACAGGAACCAGAAAACCACAUGGAAGGCACAUCAAGAAAUGAAGAAGAGGAACCACCAACUGUACAGGAACCGGAAAAACAGAUGGAAGAAGAGGCAUCAACAGUACCGAACUCGGAUGAAGGUACAGAAGAAAUAACAAAAACAGGAAAAGAGGCAACAUCAACUGGACGGGAACCAGAAAACCACAUGGAAGGCACAACAAGAAAUGAAGAAGAGGAACCAACAACUGUACAGGAACCAGAAAAACAGAUGGAAGAAGAGGCAUCAACAGUACCGCACUCGGACGCAGAUACAGAAGGAAUAACAAAAACAGGAAAAGAGGCAACAUCAACUGUACAGGAAUCAGAAAACCAUAUGGAAGGCACAACAAGAAAUGAAGAAGAGGAACCGCCAACUGUACAGGAACAAGAAAAACAGAAGGAAGAAGAGGCAUCAACAGUACCGCACUCGGACGCAGAUACAGAAGGAAUAACAAAAGCAGGAAAAGAGGCAACAUCAACUGGACAGGAACCAGAAAAACAGAUGGAAGAAGAGGCAUCAACAGUACCGAACUCAGACGAAGAUACAGAAGGAAUAACAAAAACAGGAAAAGAGGCAACAUCAACUGUAGAGGAACCGGAAAGACAGAUGGAAGAAGAGGCAUCAACAGUACCGAACUCGGACGAAGAUACAGAAGGAAUAACAAAAACAGGAAAAGAGGCAACAUCAACUGUACAGGAACCGGAAAAACAGAUGGAAGAAGAGGCAUCAACAGUACCGAACUCGGACGAAGAUACAGAAGGAAUAACAAAAACAGGAAAAGAGGCAACAUCAACUGGACAGGAACCAGAAAACCACAUGGAAGGCACAACAAGAAAUGAAGAAGAGGAACCGCCAACUGUACAGGAACCGGAAAAACAGAUGGAAGAAGAGGCAUCAACAGUACCGCACUCGGACGAAGAUAUAGAAGAAAUAACAAAAACAGGAAAAGAGGCAACAUCAACUGUAGAGGAACCGGAAAGACAGAUGGAAGAAGAGGCAUCAACAGUACCGAACUCGGACGAAGAUACAGAAGGAAUAACAAAAACAGGAAAAGAGGCAACAUCAACUGGACGGGAACCAGAAAACCACAUGGAAGGCACAACAAGAAAUGAAGAAGAGGAACCACCAACUGUACAGGAACCAGAAAAACAGAUGGAAGAAGAGGCAUCAACAGUACCGCACUCGGACGCAGAUACAGAAGGAAUAACAAAAACAGGAAAAGAGGCAACAUCAAAUGGACAGGAACCAGAAAACCACAUGGAAGGCACAACAAGAAAUGAAGAAGAGGAACCGCCAACUGUACAGGAACCGGAAAAACAGAUGGAAGAAGAGGCAUCAACAGUACCGCACUCGGACGGAGAUAUAGAAGAAAUAACAAAAACAGGAAAAGAGGCAACAUCAACUGGACAGGAACCAGAAAACCACGUGGAAGGCACAACAAAAAAUGAAGAAGAGGAACCACCAACUGUACAGGAACCAGAAAAACGGAUGGAAGAAGAGGCAUCAACAGUACCGAACUCAGACGAAGAUACAGAAGGAAUAACAAAAACAGGAAAAGAGGCAACAUCAACUGUACGGGAACCGGAAAAACAGAUGGAACAAGAGGCGUCAACAGUACCGAACUCGGACGAAGAUACAGAAGGAAUAACAAAAACAGGAAAAGAGGCAACAGCAACUGGACGGGAACCAGAAAACCACAUGGAAGGCACAACAGGAAAUGAAGAAGAGGAACCACCAACUGUACAGGAACCGGAAAAACAGAUGGAAGAAGAGGCAUCAACAGUACCGAACUCGGACGAAGAUACAGAAGGAAUAACAAAAACAGGAAAAGAGGCAACAUCAACUGGACAGGAACCAGAAAACCACAUGGAAGGCACAACAAGAAAUGAAGAAGAGGAACCGCCAACUGUACAGGAACCGGAAAAACAGAUGAAAGAAGAGGCAUCAACAGUACCGAACUCAGACGAAGAUACAGAAGGAAUAACAAAAACAGGAAAAGAGGCAACAUCAACUGUACAGGAACCGGAAAAACAGAUGAAAGAAGAGGCAUCAACAGUACCGAACUCGGACGAAGAUACAGAAGGAAUAACAAAAACAGGAAAAGAGGCAACAUCAACUGGACAGGAACUAGAAAACCACAUGGAAGGCACAUCAAGAAAUGAAGAAGAGGAACCACCAACUGUACAGGAACCAGAAAAACAGAUGGAAGAAGAGGCAUCAACAGUACCGAACUCGGACGAAGAUACAGAAGGAAUAACAAAAACAGGAAAAGAGGCAACAUCAACUGGACGGGAACCAGAAAACCACAUGGAAGGCACCAGAAGAAAUGAAGAAGAGGAACCACUACCUGUACAGGAACCGGAAAAACAGAUGGAACAAGAGGCAUCAACAGUACCGCACUCGGACGAAGAUACAGAAGGAAUAACAAAAACAGGAAAAGAGGCAACAUCAACUGGACAGGAACCAGAAAACCACAUGGAAGGCACAACAAGAAAUGAAGAAGAGGAACCACCAACUGUACAGGAACCGGAAAAACAGAUGGAAGAAGAGGCAUCAACAAUACCGAACUCGGACGAAGAUACAGAAGGAAUAACAAAAGCAGGAAAAGAGGCAACAUCAACUGGACGGGAACCAGAAAACCACAUGGAAGGCACAAGAAGAAAUGAAGAAAAAGAACCACCAACUGUACAGGAACCGGAAAAACAGAUGGAAGAAGAGGCAUCAACAGUACCGAACUCGGACGAAGAUACAGAAGAAAUAACAAAAGCAGGAAAAGAGGCAACAUCAACUGGACGGGAACCAGAAAACCACAUGGAAGGCACAACAAGAAAUGAAGAAGAGGAACCACUAACUGUACAGGAACCGAAAAAACAGAUAGAAGAAGAAGCUUCAACAGUACCGAAUUGGGCAGAAGAUACAGAAGGAAUAACAAAAAAAGAAGAAGAGGAAACAUCAACAGUACAGGAACCAGAAAAGCACGUAGAAGGACUAGCAGUAAAUGAAGAAGAAGAACCACCAAUUGUACAGAAGCCGCAGAAACAGAUAGAUGAAGAAACAUCCACCGUUACGGUGUCAGAAAAAGACCCGCCACAAAAUGAAACAAGAAUGACAGAAAAGGAAACUGAAACAAAAACGCUGUAUGAGAAAGUAAAAGCUAUUCCGUUACGGCUGUUUCAUUCAAUCAAAGGAUUAUUCGGUUGAAGUUUAAAAGCCUAUUGAAUCAACGGUAUACGAGUAUGUUAACUUAUUAUAAAUAGAGAUAAGGCUUAGAUUAAGAUUAAUAUAAGUAUUAAGGAAAAGCUGAAUAUGCAGAUGAAGAAAAGGAUAAGUAUUAAAACGAGAAAAUAAAGGUAAAAACAAAAAUUUAAAUAAAUCUAAGUUCACAAAAUGUAAGAACAAAGGCGGAAUAGAAUGUGCGAAUAGGGAAGAUAAUGGGUAUAAAAAACAAGAUAGAAAUAGAGGCAAAUAUGGAGAUAGAAUGGGUUCAAACAUUUUUCGCUGUCAAAAUUACCAUUUAGUAGAGACUUGUAUUGCGUUAUUUUGUUUGCUUUCCCUAUAUUUUCAGUGGUGUCAAGCGGUAUACGGAUAAUUUCAGGCAUACAGCCUACCCAGAAGAACUGAGAAAGUAAGACCCUAUAUGAAUAAAGUAUUUCAAAAGCGUUACAGAUUUCCGAGAAAUCAAUGGUUGCGAGGUGUGCUUUAUUAUUCUUAUUAGGGGAAAUAGCACUGGGUCCUGAAAUAUGUAUUGUGCCUCCUUCGUGGAUUCAGAGUACUUCUCUGGGCCCAAAUUCCUCAAUAAAUAAGUAAAUACAUUUUAUUUGUCCUAUUUUAUUGAGUUUUAUUUCCUUCUCUGCAAACAAGUCUAACUGCAAACAGUUCCGAUGGACACGGGAUGCUAUCACGGAUUGGGGGAUGGGAUGUUUAGGGACCAUCCCACCCAGUCGUCUACCCGUACCUGACCUCUCCAACAUGGGUGGCCAUGAAGGUAUGCCUAAGCGAAUUGAUGACAGAGCCCUGCCCUUCAUAGAUGUAUGCAAGCUCAACCACCAGUCGUCAAGGGUUAGGGCCCAAACGCGAUCAUCAGCUUUCUCUUUCAAAUGAUAGACCUCUCGCUUUUGUUGACAUUCCAGUAUAGUCAUAAAUUACGUUCGCAGUUGAUGGCGUUAAAAAGUAAGCGGUGUGAGUUCUCCUGAAGGAGCUGAUCUAAGAAGUCUUCCAGCAAUGGAGCGUUGUAAGAGAGGUGUAUUUUU